Molecule: messenger RNA, 2131 nt
Organism: Cryptomeria japonica (Japanese cedar)
Lineage: Eukaryota; Viridiplantae; Streptophyta; Pinopsida; Cupressales; Cupressaceae
Product: carboxyl-terminal-processing peptidase 2, chloroplastic
Exons: 14
Coding region: 101-1810 (569 amino acids)
Biological process (GO): proteolysis
Molecular function (GO): serine-type peptidase activity; endopeptidase activity; protein binding
Source: RefSeq, a predicted model, not a curated record
GUUCAGGGUUUUGAACACUGCGGCAGUUAGUUUAAAAAGGGCAAUCUUAAUACAAAGGCCAGCGAAAUUUUGUAUGGGCACUAUUGGGCGCUGAGUAGAGAUGGGAGGAUGCUAUUGUUUCUAUACUUUAUCCUCCCUUUAUGUCCCUGUACCUUCGGUCACGAUUGCUGUCAAUAGAUGUCUUAUAACUGGAUAUUAUGGGAAGCACAAGACCAAAGUUGCAGAUUUUCAAGAGAUCUUGCUGCCAAAGUCUAAGAACUGGAAGUGGGAAGUGAGAAAACAUGUACAGAACCAUUUUUCACUUGACAAGACAACAAACAGAUUACAGCAAAGAAAUGGCAUUGGGGCAAAGCUAACAAAUGGGCUCUUACCAGAAAUUAACCUGCAGUUUCAGGAAUUUCUGAAGCAUUCCUAUAUAUUUUUUCAGCAAGGCAUGCAAUUAUAUUCAAACUAUUUGGAAUGUUAUAUUCACCCAAAAAAGUUUACAAAAGCACAAAGAUGGCAUAAAAGUAAGAAAAACAGGGGCUCUGUUAUCCUGGUUGGAUCGGUCAUAACUCUUGUAUUGAUGAUGUCAGUCUCCAUAAAUAUCAACAGAAGUCCAUCAUUGCGUGUCAUGGGAAAAUGCUUUACAGGGGCACUUACUGAGGAAAAUUUACUCUUUCUGGAGGCAUGGAGAACCAUUGAUCGAGCAUAUGUUGACAAAACAUUCAAUGGUCAAAGAUGGUUUCGCUAUAGAGAAGAUGCACUUCGCCAUGAACCCAUGAAUACACGUGAAGAGACAUAUGCAGCAAUUCGAAAGAUGCUUGCAACUUUAAAUGAUCCUUUUACACGUUUCUUGGAGACGGAAAAGUUCAACAGUUUGCGGUCUGGUACUAAGGGCGCUCUGACAGGAGUCGGUUUGGAGGUGGGAUUUGACAUGACUGGUGAUGAAGCUUCAACUAAUCUUAUGGUCGUUUCACCUGUAGCUGGUGGGCCAGCAGAUCGUGCUGGUAUCAUGCCUGGAGAUAUAAUAUCUGCCAUUAAUGGCACAAGCACCCAGGGCAUGGGGUUAUAUGAUGCUGCUGAACGUCUACAGGGUCCUGAGGAUACGGUCGUGGAGCUAACACUCCAUAAAGGAGACUCUGAAUCAAGGACAAUUUCUCUGAAGCGGAAAAGAAUUACCCUGAACCCUGUCAGCUGGCGACUAUGCAAACUCUCAAGAAAUGGAAAAGAAUCUUUAAGGAUUGGGUACAUCAGACUUGCAACUUUCAACCAGAAUGCAUCUGGAGCUGUUAAGGAAGCCAUUGAAAACUUACGGGAGAAUAAAGUAACAUCCUAUGUGCUAGAUCUUCGGAACAACAGCGGCGGACUUUUUCCUGAAGGGAUUGAAAUAGCAAAGAUCUGGUUGGACAAAGGUGUGAUAGUCUAUAUCUGUGAUAGCAAGGGUGUUCGUGACAUAUAUGAGACAGAUGGGAGCGAAGCAAUUGCAACAUCAGAACCAUUGGUAGUGCUGGUAAACAAGGGAACUGCAAGUGCAAGUGAGAUUUUAGCAGCUGCCCUGAAAGACAAUAAGCGGGCAGUUCUACUUGGGGAACCUACGUUUGGAAAAGGGAAGAUACAAUCAGUAUUUGAGCUAUCCGAUGGCUCAGGCAUGGCCGUUACUGUUGCUCGCUAUGAAACUCCUGCACAUAUCAACAUUGAUAAAGUGGGAGUGAUUCCAGAUCAACCACUACCAAUGGCUUUACCUAUUGAUGGAGAUGGUUUUUGCAAAUGCCUUGAAGAAUCAGAUUCGAGUUGUAGCAUUAAUACGGCUGCAUUCUUUCCAAAAUGAAAUUUGUGUAAAGGAUGUUUCAAUGUGAUAUGUUACAUCAUAAUUAUAUGUAUAUUCUUUUCAGAGAUAUUUUUGGAAUAUAUGUCCGCUCUUUUUAUCGGUUUUAGAUCAUCACCAAUUGCAUGUUUCUAAGCAGUUAAAAGAAGCGGAAGUACUGAAACUAUUUUAGAAACGAAAACAGGACACAACUCUAUCGUCGUUAUCAUACCACCCAUUGGGAAGUAUGAUAUGAGUGUGUAAAGAAGGCAUGAGAAAUUUGUAGGGCAUCAGUCAGGAAGUCAUAAUUUGGAAUAUAAUCACUAUCAAUUGUGGUUUUUCAUA